Plodia interpunctella (Indianmeal moth) is the source of this 1278-nucleotide messenger RNA. RefSeq lists its product as uncharacterized. Bases 120 to 1091 code for a protein of 323 amino acids. Gene Ontology annotation, molecular function: peptidyl-prolyl cis-trans isomerase activity; protein binding. The record is from RefSeq and is a predicted model, not a curated record. Lineage: Eukaryota; Metazoa; Arthropoda; Insecta; Lepidoptera; Pyralidae. The transcript has 6 exons.
UGUCAGACAGACAGUCAGAUAGUUGACAAAUUGCAUUUAUUGUCCUUAUGUUGAUGUUGUUGCAAAACUUUGUUAAUUUUGAUUAACUAAUAAACAAAAGAGUGUUCCCUUCUUUUAAAAUGAGUUCAGAAGCUCCAGUAAUAAAAAAUGUCAUACAUUCCGGUCAAAAGUAUAUACCGAUUGCAGAGGGGAGUAAGGCCCACUUCCACUUCCAAACAUGGAAAAAAAUAGGAACAGAGAGAAUUUUAGUGGAUGACAGUAAGAAAAUCGGUAAAAAGGAACCCAUGGUUUUAGUUAUAGGACACAAAUUCAAGUUGGAAGUUUGGGAAACUAUUGUGAAAAUGAUGGCUGUGGGCGAAGUAGCUAGCUUUCUAGUGAAAAAGGAGUUAGUGUAUAGUUAUCCAUUUGUGUCCAAAACACUAAGAGACCUGGGCAAAGAAACUCACACCAUAAAGCACUCCUGCACUAUGACCCUACACACUGAAGGUAUUGGGUAUCCCGACUUGGAUGAGUUGAUCAGCAACCCUUGUGACCUUGAAUUUAUCAUUGAACUCCUGAAAGUAGAAAGCUCAAAUGAAUAUGAGAAGGAAGUGUGGCAGUUAAACAUUCAGGAGAGGCUGGACCUUAUCCCCACCUUGAAAGAAAAAGGGAACAAACUGUAUGGAGAAAAGAAAUACAAUGAAGCUGAAGAUGCAUAUAGUCAAGCCAUUGCUAUGUUGGAGCAGCUGAUGGUUCGGGAAAGAAAAACUGAUGAUGAAUGGGUAAAUUUAAAUAAAAUCAAGAUUCCCAUUUUGUUGAACUAUGCCCAAUGCAAACUAAUUAAAGGGGACUUCUAUCCAGUUAUAGAACACUGUUCAACAGUGUUGCAAUAUGAUCCAGAUAAUGAAAAAGCGUUGUUCAGACGAGCCAAAGCACACAUAGGUGCCUGGAAUCCGGAUCAAGCAGAGGAAGAUUUUAAACAUUUAAAAACAUUGAAUCCUGCAAUGAAAGCAAGUGUAGAUAAGGAAUUGGAUAACAUCAGAAAGUUGAAAGCAGAAAAAGCGGAAAAAGAUAGAGAUGCUUUGAUAAAACUGUUUAUGAAAGGAGUGUAGCAGUCAUUUAUUUAAUAAGAUGGUUAAGAGAGUUGAUUAUUUUAUUAUGUUCAGUUACCUCAUUCUGUACCUUCCUUGGUGCUGCCAAAAAUUAUUUGUCUUCGUACAAAGUGUAUUUAACUAAAUGUGAUAGUAUGCUUGUCAUAUUCAUAAUAAUUAUAUUAAUAUAUUAUAAUGAAAUAUAUAA